Molecule: messenger RNA, 1365 nt
Organism: Cyanistes caeruleus (blue tit)
Lineage: Eukaryota; Metazoa; Chordata; Aves; Passeriformes; Paridae
Source: RefSeq, a predicted model, not a curated record
CGCGGCAGGAGGAGCCCCCGCCGCCCCGGCAGCAGGAAGAGGAAGAAAGGCGGUCUCUUGCUAGAGCCAGAUGAGAAAGGGGAAGAAGAGACCCAGCAGAAUGGAGAGGAGCAGAAAGAGGAGGAAGUGGAUAAUGUAGAGGAAGUAAAAAGAAGCAGAGAAGAAGAAGAAAAAAAGAAAGAGGAUGCUCUUUGGGCCAGUUUCCUCAGUGAUGUAGGACAGAAGCCCAAAGCAGCGGCUGCCACACAAGUGACACAAAUCAAGAAGGCUGAAGAAGAGAACAGUGGGAAUAAGCCUCAGGAGAAGCCAAAAGAUUCAGGAAAAGUGACAAUCACCAAAACGUUUGAUUUUGCUGGUGAGGAAAUCAAGGUGACUAAAGAAGUGGAUGCAAACUCAAAAGAAGCUAAAUCUUUUCUGAAGCAGCAAGAGAAACUGCAGUCAGCAGCUCCAGCUUCCUUGCCGACAGUCUCAGGGGUGAAGAGGCCAAGCGGUAUGAGUAGCCUCCUGGGGAAGAUCGGUGCCAAAAAGCAGAAGAUGAGCACACUGGAGAAAUCUAAACUGGACUGGGAGAACUUCAAGGAGGAGGAGGGGAUUGUGGAGGAGCUGGCAAUCCAUAACCGAGGGAAAGAUGGGUACAUCGAGAGGAAAGCAUUCCUGGAGCGCGUGGAUCACAGGCAGUUUGAAAUCGAACGCGACAUCAGACUGAGCAGGAUGAAGCCCUGAUGUGCUGGGGGUAGCCGUGGGGGAUCUUGCUCCCUUCUGUGCCCUAGGGCUGGCUGGGGGCUGCCAGCCACCGACAACCACCAAGCACAGAAACUGUUCUCUACCCAAGACUCGGCCUGUAUGUCUCAACGUACAGGGUUUUCCUUUUACUGUAAUAGUUUGGGGAGGGUAUUUGUCAAUGGACAGGAGGGUUAAAUGGCCUAGCAGCUGAUAGAAGACACUGGUGUAUUUCUGGCAACAACUUUUCAAGGAGAAGAGGUGGUGGCACCUAUCCUUUACCAAUCCCAGGUGCUUCUGGCAGCAGGAGGAGCUGCCAAGGCUGGGAGAGUACUGGCAUGUUUGGUGGUCAGAAUGGAGCUGCGGGAAGGUUUCAUGGCUGCUGUGCAUACACAGGCUGUGGGCUGGAGCCCUUCUGCCUGCUCUGCCAGCCCCGCAGCACUCCCUGUCCCUCCGCCCUCUGCUCCUGUCCAGACAAAGCCAAACUGUCUGUACUUGUCUGUGGGGUCUGAUGCUGGGGGGGUUUAAGCAAGCUGGUGAAGAAAUCCUUCGUUGUUCACGCUGUCAAGAAGAUGGGAGCAGCUGCAGCAGGCAGGAAGGGCCAGGAUCUGAGUGUUCAUGUGAAUAAAGUAUUCCAUCCCAACA